This is a messenger RNA of Fusarium coffeatum, 2580 nucleotides long. RefSeq lists its product as uncharacterized. NCBI's taxonomy places the organism in Eukaryota, Fungi, Ascomycota, Sordariomycetes, Hypocreales, Nectriaceae. Gene Ontology annotation, cellular component: plasma membrane. Bases 1 to 2580 code for a protein of 859 amino acids. Gene Ontology annotation, biological process: ammonium transmembrane transport. The transcript is spliced from 7 exons. Gene Ontology annotation, molecular function: oxidoreductase activity; zinc ion binding; ammonium channel activity. The record is from RefSeq and is a predicted model, not a curated record.
AUGAUGCGAGCAGCAAGAUAUUAUGGGAUAGAGGACAUUCGUGUCGAGCAGGUUCCUCAACCUACAGUGAAAUCCGGCCAAGUCAAGGUAUCUCCGCGCUAUGUUGGUAUAUGCGGUACCGACCUGCACGAGUACCUAGGAGGCCCAAACUUCUGUCCCACGACACCUCAUCCCCUCACCAAAGAAGCCAUCCCCGUGACUCUCGGCCACGAGUUCUCAGGCGUCAUCACCGAAAUUGGCCCUGACGUCGAAGGCUUCAAAGUAGGACAGCCCUGCGCAAUUCAACCGACGCUCUUUUGCGGCCACUGUGCAGCCUGUCACAACCACGCCGAGAAUGUCUGCCAUACAGGCGGCUUCGUCGGAUUGAGCGGAGGCGGCGGAGGCUUAAGCGAGUCUGUCUGCGUGAACGCCACACACGUCCAUCCUCUGCCCGAGGAUCUACCUCUUGAAAUUGGAGCGCUCGUCGAGCCGCUGUCUGUCUCGUGGCAUGCCAUGACUGCGGCACCUGAGAUUGGACCGGGUGCAAGAGUUGUAAUUCUCGGAGGUGGACCCAUUGGCUUGGCCAUGAUUCUUUGUCUCAAAGCGAAGGGCGUGAGCGAAAUCAUUCUCUCAGAGGUUGCAACUUCGAGACAGAACUUUGCGAAGGUAUUUGGCGCGACACGUGUUGUAAAUCCGAUUGAAGAGAACCUUAACGAGGUCGUGCUCGGUUUGACCGAUGGUAGAGGCGCUGAUGUUGUUUUUGACUGCGCUGGUGUGCCGAUGAGUAUUAAGAGCGCGUGCGAAGUCGUUAGGACGAAGGGCACUGUCGUCAACCUCGCAAUCUGGGAGAAGGAAAUACCCUUCAACCCGAACUGGAUCACGAUGAAGGAGAGCUCAUACAAAUCGGUGCUCGGCUAUGCCCACAAGGACUUCCAAGCUGUGAUUGCAAACCUGGCCUCAGGUAAGUUCUCCAAUACUCUUCUCGGGACCAAGGCUGACAUGUCCCAAGGCGCGAUAAAACCUAGCCAGAUGAUCACAAGGAAGAUCAAGCUGGAGAAUAUUGUAGAGGAUGGAAUCAAAGCAUUGAUCCAUGACAAGAACAAUCAGGUCAAGAUAUUGGUGGAUAUAAAUGAUAAUAUGGCCGAGUCCUCAAUCACCCCGGUCACUGAGUGGCCAGACUACGCUGUCGAUCCUACCGGUGGAAAUCCCGUCACUCAUGACUUGAAUGCUCCGUAUGACAAGGGAGACUUGGCUUGGAUGCUAGUAUGCACGAUUCUAUGCUGGCAGAUCACACCCGCGAUCGGCUUCUUGGUAGGUUAUCCCAUGAACACAUUCGGAGCACGUCUAAUUCCAGCAUCACUCUUCUGCGCCUGCGCUGUGGGCAUCCAAUACUGGAUCUACGGUUACUCUCUCUACCAAAGUCGUACCACGAAUCCCAUUCUCGGUGACCUCUCAUUGGCAGCUUUCCACAAUGUUCUCGCCCAGCCAUCGAUCGCUAACGGAGACAUCCCUGAGAUCCUAUACGCUGUUUUUGGUGUUACCUUUGUGACAGCUACCGCGAUGAUCUUGGCUGGAGCUAUGCUGGAACGAGGCAGACUUUGGCCGAGCAUGGUAUUUCUCUUGUGCUGGACUACCUUUGUCUACUAUAUCCUUGCGUACUGGGAAUGGAACCCAAGCGGAUGGCUCUACAAUCUCGGACUCUACGAUUUCGCCGGCUCUGGGCCUGUCCAUAUUGCGUCAGGCUUCGGAGCUCUAGCCUGGUCGAUGAUGUUGGGACCUCGAAUCCCCGAUGCCACUAUAACCGAUCGAAAGCGCGCAGUGCACUACAAGCCUCACAAUCCACUUCUUAUGUGCUUUGGAACUGUCCUUAUCUGGUUCGGCUGGUUCGCAUUCAACGGCGGUAGUACGGCCAACCUCAGUCUUCGAUCCAUCUACGUCGUUGUCAACACAAACAUGUCGGCUUGUGCUGGUGGUAUUGGUUGGGUUCUGCUUGGGUAUCUGCACACUCGCAAGUUCAGUCUCGUUGGCUUCUGCUCAGGCAUCAUUGCCGGACUCGUCGGUAUUACACCCUGCGCAGGCUUCACUCCCAUCUAUGUCGCCCCCGUUAUCGGCUUGGCCACUACUGUCGGCUGUUUCUACACUGUCAAGUACAAGUACCUUCUUUCCAUCGACGACGGACUGGAUAUCUUCGCCAUCCAUGGAAUCGGCGGUGUCAUCGGUGACAUCCUGACCGGCCUUUUCGCAGCCCAGUGGGUGCCCGCUCUGGACGGUGUCUCAGGAGACACAUAUGAUGGCGGAUGGUGGGAAGGCAACUACAAGCAACUCGGCUACCAAAUUGUCGGCGCUCUUACCUGCGCCGCAUGGUCAUUCGUUGUGUCGUGUCUGCUACUGUUUGUUAUCAACAAGAUUCCUGGACUCCACCUUAGAGCGAGCGAGGAGCAUGAGAUUCGAGGUCUGGAUUACAAGUACCUCAGCGAUGUCGACUGGGAGGAUCAUUAUAUGAACGGUGGUGUCACGCCUGUCAUGGAUGGUACACCCGUGCGAGUGGGUACGCCUCAGCAAACGGUGGAGCCGAAGGGUGAUGAACGAAAGGUUGACUAA